GGCCCCGAGCUGCCCCUUGCGAGCUCUGUGUUGUCCCCGCCUAGCGCACAAUGGACUCUCUGCUCCUCCCCCUGCUCCUCCUGGCUCUGGCCCCGGGUGUCCGGUCCCAGCUCCGGCUCCAGGAGUCUGGCCCGGGGGUGCUGAAGCCCGGAGAGACCCUCACACUCACCUGCGCUGUCACCGGGGGCACGGUCACUGAGGGGGACACCGUCACCAGGUGGGGCACCGUCACCAGCAGCCGUUACUGGAACUGGAUACACCAGGCCCCAGGCCAUGGGCUGGAGUGGAUGGGAUACUGGUCUGGGAGCACAAGCUACGCCCCGUCUCUCCAAGGCCGAAUCACCAUCUCCGUGAAUUCCUCCAACGCCAAAUAUUAUCUGCGGCUGAGCUCGUUGACAGCUGCAAACACCGGCAUCUAUUACUGCACCAGAGACACAGUGACACAGGGCAAAGCAGGGACCAUACAAAAAGAGGGAGCGGAUUUUAAACAGAGCAGUGUCCUCUUUCAGGUGCAGCUGGUCCAGACCGACCCUGGGACGGUGAAGCCCGGAGAGAUCCUCAGUAUCACCUGUAAAGUCUCUGGAAUCUCCAUCAGCAGCUACUAUUGGAGCUGGGCCCAUCUGCCCAGGGAGGGCUCCAGGCACCAGCGCUCCAAGCAUGUGCCUGGGGCACAGCUACUGGAUCAUACUGGAGCCCAGGAAGGACUGGAGUGGCUGGCUGCUUUUUAUGAUGAGGCAAACAGCAAGUGCUACACUUCCUCCGUCCGGGGCCGAUUCACAGCCUCCAAGGACAGCACCAACUUCUACCUGGUCACCUGA
This is a messenger RNA of Gopherus flavomarginatus (Mexican gopher tortoise), 818 nucleotides long. RefSeq names its product immunoglobulin alpha-2 heavy chain-like. NCBI's taxonomy places the organism in Eukaryota, Metazoa, Chordata, Testudines, Testudinidae. Gene Ontology annotation, biological process: phagocytosis, recognition; B cell receptor signaling pathway; innate immune response. The coding region runs from base 51 to 818 and encodes 255 amino acids. The transcript has 4 exons. Gene Ontology annotation, molecular function: immunoglobulin receptor binding; antigen binding. The record is from RefSeq and is a predicted model, not a curated record. Gene Ontology annotation, cellular component: external side of plasma membrane; immunoglobulin complex, circulating; blood microparticle.